Molecule: messenger RNA, 1266 nt
Organism: Rhopalosiphum padi (bird cherry-oat aphid)
Lineage: Eukaryota; Metazoa; Arthropoda; Insecta; Hemiptera; Aphididae
Exons: 5
Coding region: 471-962 (163 amino acids)
Biological process (GO): centriole replication; mitotic cell cycle
Cellular component (GO): centriole; centrosome
Molecular function (GO): calcium ion binding
Source: RefSeq, a predicted model, not a curated record
CGAUUUUCCUUCACCGCCACCCGCCGAACGAAAUAUUAUUAUUGAUGGUGGUUUUUUUUUUUCUCAAACCGACAAUCGAAAUCGCGUUGCCUAGGUACGGUUAGCCGGGAACGCAAACAAUUUGUUUACACGACUAUUAACUAUAAUAAUAUUAUAGUGGUGUGAAUGUGUGAUAUUGAUAACCAAGCCACUAGCCGCGCUGUUCCGUCCCACAGAGGCACAGACCCACCAGUCGCUCGUCAUCGAUCCAGUGGUGGUUUUCAUCGAUAAUUGGAAAAAUAAAUCGCGAGCAGUGCAUUAAUUCUGUUGCGUUUUGGCACGUAUACUCAAUAGUCGAUUCGAUCAUUCUGUUGCCCGUCCGAUAUCCGUUGGCGUUCGCCAUCGAUUUGACGGCCGACAGCACGAAAACCGCCGCCCCGGCUUUAGAUUGUUGUUGUUUUAUUAUUGGUAGUACAUAAGUUGGUAUAAAUAUGCCAGCUACAAACCGAAAAAAGUCUGGAGGCAACAAAUUUGAGUUCAGUGAAAAACAGAUGGCUGAUAUAAAAGAAGCAUUUGAAUUGUUUAAUGUAGAUGGAUCUGGGUCGAUCGAAACCAAAGAGUUAAAGGUAGCCAUGAGGGCUUUGGGAUUUGAACCAAAAAAAGAAGAAAUCAAACGUAUGUUGCUUAACUUAAAUAAACAACAUACUGGUGUCAUAACGUAUGAUGAUUUUGUUACUUUGAUGUCAAUGAAAAUGGCAGAUAAAGAUUCAAGAGAAGAAAUUAUUAAAGCAUUUAAACUUUUUGAUGAUAACUGUUCAGGAAAAAUAACAUUUUCCAAUUUAAAACGUAUUGCACAAGAAUUAGGCGAGAAUAUUGCUGAUGAAGAACUUCAGGAAAUGAUAGACGAAGCAGAUAAAGAUGGUGAUGGUGAAGUCAGUCAAGAAGAAUUUCUUCAAAUUAUGAAGAAAACCAAUUUAUAUUAAAUACAUAUUACACCCUGUUUUAUCAAAAAACAUAUUAUUUGUGUUGUGUGUACACUAUUUUGUAAUAAUUUUUCACAGUUACCAUUUAAAAUUAACUUCAAAACACCUAAUAAUUUGUGGGCAAGUCAUAUUUCCUUCACAUAUUAAAAAUAAUAAUUUUGUUUUUUGUUGUGGAAAAUAGUACCUAUUUUGAUUGGAGGAAAUUAGUUACGGCCGUUUUUGUUGUAUUUAUCAUAUAUAAGACUUAAUUAUACUAUUACAUUACCUAUAAAAUUAAGAAUAAAGCAAGAAAAAAAAACAUGAA